AUGGGUCUACCGUUUUGGCACGAUAGAGAGAAGGAUGUGGGCAUCUCCGUCCGCGAACAUGCCUCUCAAGAGAGUACCAUUCAAGAUGGUGAAGUCAAAUAUACAGCGGCAGAAGGUAUCAAUUCCACUAGUGUGACCUACCAAGAUGCCAGUGGUGCACCCGUCGAGACGGAUUCGCCGUUGGGAUACUCCGUCAGCUUUUGGACAAGUCUAUGCCUGAAUAUCAAUCAAAUGGUCGGAACUGGUAUCUUUUCAACGCCGGCCACUAUCCUUAAGGGUGUUGGUUCCGUUGGCCUUUCCAUGAUAUACUGGUUCAUAGGAUAUCUGCUCGCCCAAAGCACUCUUGCGGUGUACCUGGAGCUGGCAUCAUACUUUCCCAGUCGUUCUGGUUCGGAAGUCGUGUAUCUUGAGCAGGCAUUCCUAAAACCAGAAUAUUUCUUCCCUACAACGUUUGCAGUGAAACAUGUUGUCUUUUCGUUCGGGAGUAGCAAUGCCGUUGUCUUUGCCGAGUACAUCUUCGGAAUCGCAGGCUCGGGGUACACGAACUGGCAAUUAAAAGGCGUCGCGGUGGCUGCAUAUACAGUUGCAACAUUAAUUGUGAGCUUAAAUACCAAAUGGUCACUGAGAAUCGUUGUCUGGUUUGGGUUCAUCAAGAUUGCAACCUUGGUAUUGAUCUCAAUCGCUGGACUGGUUGUGCUUGGGGGGCAUACAAAGGUCGAAGACCCUAUGAUCAACUGGCAUGAUGCCUGGAAAGGGACAUCAUCGGCAAGCGCCUACGGUGCUACUAAUGCCAUGGUCAAAUUGAUCUUUUCUUACUCUGGCUAUACCAACGCUUUUAGUGUGGUUAAUGAGAUCAAGAAUCCCGUCAAAACACUUCGUUGGAGUGCCCCAUUUUCAUUGAUCCUUGUCACAUCACUCUAUAUCCUCGUGAACGUCGCCUACUUCUCCGCUGCCUCAAGGGAAGAAAUCUUAAAUUCGAAGCAAAUCGCCGCAGGAGUUUUCUUUCAAAAGAUCUUUGGUACGAAUGGGGCCUCCCGCGCGCUGAAUGUGCUCAUCUGCAUAAGCGCAUUCGGCAAUCUAAUGGCUGUUAUGGUUAGCAAUUCCAGAAUGCUCCGAGAGACUGGAAGACAAGGUGUACUUCCCUGGCCUAGAUUCUGGACUUCUACGAAGCCGUUUGGAACACCACUGGGGCCUUAUCUCGUCCAGUGGGCCAUAACUGUUAUCAUGAUUCUUGGUCCUCCCGCAGGAGAUGCCUUCAACUUCGUCGUCGACCUCUCCGUCUACCCCACGAGUAUCUUCAAUUUCCUCUUGGUGGUCGGCCUCCUAUUGAUUCGUCGGCGCCGCAGUAAGCUCAAUCUACCUAGACCCGAGUAUCGAUCAUGGGCCAUUGCGAUUGGCUUUGCACUAUUGGCAAAUCUUUACUUGCUUGCUGCCCCAUGGUACCCGCCCACAGGGGGUGCAAACGGUGGGGACGUUAGCUUCUGGUACGGCACAUAUUUGGUAGUUGGCAUGGGACUACUUGCUGCGUGUGGUGUAUACUACUACAUCUGGAUCAUAUUACUUCCUAAGCACAAAGGGUAUAAGUUUCGACAGACUGUGUUGGAAUUCGACGAUGGAUCUAUUGCACAUAAUCUUGUCAAAGUUCCUGUUGCAGAGCUGGUGCGCUGGGAUGCAGAGCAUGAUGCCGUUGGUCGUCUGCGUCGCCGGACAACAUACCAAAGCAGCACUGAGACCGAUGAAGAUAAGUCGAGCGAACAAAAGAAUAUCCUUUGA
Aspergillus caelatus is the source of this 1773-nucleotide messenger RNA. Its product is annotated as high affinity methionine permease. Gene Ontology annotation, cellular component: membrane. Bases 1 to 1773 code for a protein of 590 amino acids. The record is from RefSeq and is a predicted model, not a curated record. The transcript is spliced from 8 exons. Gene Ontology annotation, molecular function: L-amino acid transmembrane transporter activity. Gene Ontology annotation, biological process: amino acid transmembrane transport. Lineage: Eukaryota; Fungi; Ascomycota; Eurotiomycetes; Eurotiales; Aspergillaceae.